UGAUGUCCAAUCACACAGCUCCCCCUGGCCCUGAACGUCCGGAUCUUUGACCAAUCAGCGUGCGCACGGUGGAGUCAGACGGGACAGCUAGCACAGAUAAAAUGUUUGACUUCCAUCCAUCCUCCCACAGCAUCUCCUUAGUCCCCGCAGGAGUGAUAGGACAAGCAGCACUCUGAUUUAUACUCAACCCUGAGCGCAGAUUCAACACCGGAAAGCAACCAACAACUCUUGUGAGGGAUUCACUGAACUCUUGUCGAGGCAACCUGUUACUCAACGAGUAGGAGAGACGGCCGGCGACCGCAAAGAGGGCGAACUGCACUAAACUAACAAAGAAGGAGCAUUUUGUUGGAUUAAAAUCGACCGAGGCAGCUAUUAUUAAACUUGUGAAGUUACCUGACAGAAAGUCAGGAGUCAUGACAGCACUUGCAGGAGGUUUACCGAGGAUGAUGAGACCGACUCCCCAUCAGAAUUACCCGCGAGGAGGAUACUCUCUAGAAGUCUCCACUCCGUUAGGACAGGGUCGGGUCAACCAGCUCGGCGGUGUCUUCAUAAACGGCAGACCUCUUCCCAACCACAUUCGACAUAAAAUAGUGGAGAUGGCCCAUCACGGUAUCCGGCCGUGCGUCAUCUCCCGUCAGCUGCGAGUGUCCCACGGCUGCGUCUCCAAAAUUCUCUGCCGGUAUCAGGAGACGGGUUCGAUCAGGCCGGGGGCCAUCGGAGGCAGCAAGCCGAAGCAAACCGCUUCUCCAGAGGUUGACAAGAAAAUCGAAGAGUAUAAGAGAGAAAACCCGGGCAUGUUCAGCUGGGAAAUCAGGGACAAACUACUGAAAGAUGGGAUCUGCGACAGAAACAACGUCCCCUCAGUGAGCGCCAUCAGCCGCAUCAUGCGCUCCAAAUUCGGCGGAGCUGGUGAGGAUGACGAAGAGGAUGAAGAAGUGGUGAAAAGGGCGAUGGAGGAAAACGAGCCACGGACAAAACACAGCAUCGAUGGAAUUCUGGGAGACAGAUCCAGUCACUCAGAUGAGGGUUCCGAUGUGGACUCUGAGCCAGGCCUGCCUUUGAAGAGGAAGCAGCGUCGCAGUCGGACUACCUUCACGGCAGAGCAGCUGGAAGAGCUGGAGAGGGCCUUCGAACGCACACACUACCCUGACAUCUAUACGCGAGAGGAGCUGGCUCAGCGGGCCAAACUCACGGAGGCUCGAGUUCAGGUGUGGUUCAGUAACCGAAGAGCCCGGUGGAGGAAGCAAGCAGGAGCUAAUCAACUGAUGGCAUUUAACCACCUCAUCCCUGGUGGUUUCCCUCCAUCAGCUAUGCCAGGUUUGCAGCCCUAUCAGUUGUCAGACAGUCCCUACCCUCAGACUUCUAUAGCUCAAGCAGCUUCUGAGCAGCCCAGCACAGUCCACCGACCGCAGCCUCUACCACCCACCUCUGUGCACCAGAGUGGGCUCAGCUCCUCAGCGGGUUCCCAGGAUGGGAGCUCUGCAUACUGCCUGUCUUCUAGUCGACACGGCUUCUCAGGAUACUCUGAAAACUUUGUAGCCCCAACAGGACACACCAAUACUGUCAAUCCAACCAUCGGCAACAGCCUCUCACCGCAGGUGAUGGGCCUAUUGAACCCAGGUGGAGUGCCUCAUCAGUCCCAGAGUGACUUUGCCCUUUCCCCAUUGACCGGAAGCCUUGAGCCCAAUGGUGGUAUGGCUGCUAGCUGCCAUGGUUCCCAGCGCCUGGAGGCUCUACCAGGCCUGACCAGCAUGUCCGCCCUGCCUAGCACCCAGUCUUACUGCCCACCCUCCUACUCAUCCUCAGCUUAUGUGGACCACCACCCUUCCUACCAGUAUGGACAGUACAGUCAGAGCAAGGUGCCUUUUAUUAUUUGAAGCUCCCAACAUGGCUUCAACAAGAAGUUUGCUUGGGCUCUCUGACAUACAUCUCUGGAAAACCACCACCUGCUGCUGCCUCUGACAGCUUCCACAGGACAGCGAGACAUGGUGCGGGGACUAAAGCGAUUGGGAUGUUCUCCUUCAGCAGGAAACGAAUGGUUUGAGAUGGACUUGAAGUGACAGUGAUGAAGGGGGUUGACUGGAAUAAUUGGGACCAAAGGCGCAGCCUCUCCUGUUACCUGACACUUGUUUUGCUUGUGCAUCAUGCCAUGCUCCGAGAACUGAGCGCUGUUUGUCCACCAUACUUCAAGGGGAUAUGGGAAGUAAAUCCAUUCAAGACCUUUUAGUUGAUUUUUUUUUUAAUAUGUGGCAGAGAUGCAAGCUGAGGUAGACUUCAUAAGACCUAGGUGCUUCUGUGGCUGAACUUCUGCUCGUCUAAGAAUGUCUUCAUCAAAAUGUGUUAUGGCAAUGAUACGAACUGUAAAUUAAAUGAUUCUUUGGAGGUUUAAGUGUGACUACACCGGGAAACCAGCAAGAACGCAUGAACUGAAGCCAAGUGGAGUCAUUGUAAAUCUGCUGCAACCCAAAGAAAGUGCAAUACAGUCAUACCUCAUGUGAUGUAAAUUAAAACAGAUCAAAUGUCUCUGAUUAUACCCUCAAAAACACGCUCUCUCUCUUUGUAAGGUCAUUAAUUUUGGGUUGUAUGCAUUGAUCAAUCAGGGGACGUCAUCAAGCGAUGAAUAAUAGAGAUAUAGUUGUGAUGUCUUUAAGCCAAAAAAAAA
Molecule: messenger RNA, 2662 nt
Organism: Archocentrus centrarchus (flier cichlid)
Lineage: Eukaryota; Metazoa; Chordata; Actinopteri; Cichliformes; Cichlidae
Gene: pax3a
Product: paired box 3a
Exons: 9
Coding region: 414-1877 (487 amino acids)
Biological process (GO): regulation of transcription by RNA polymerase II; anatomical structure development
Molecular function (GO): DNA-binding transcription factor activity, RNA polymerase II-specific; RNA polymerase II cis-regulatory region sequence-specific DNA binding
Source: RefSeq, a predicted model, not a curated record